GGUCAUAAAACAACCACCCUCAGUUUGGAAACCACUAGAGCGCAUAACAAUAGUGUUCGUGUUAACUAAGUGACCAACGGAAAUCAUGACAACCACUUGGAGGAAAAUUGAAAACGAAAACGGAUUUACGUUUUAUAUAAAUAAAAAUGAUAAGAAACAAUGGGACCAUCCAAAGUACGCUGAAGUUAAGUUAAAAUUAGAUGACUGCAAUUAUAUUAAAUUUGCGAGUUACCGAAUCGCGCAUAAAUUUAGAGUUUUGCAACAUUCUUUAAAUAUGAAUGAUGUUCCAUUGUCUAUUAUAAAAGGUGUUUUCGACCGACAUAAAUUAGGCACUACCGAAAACACACUCCGCCUUGAAUCGUGCGACUUGGAAGCUGUUCUUUCAGAUAUUUUCUUCGCUGCUAACAAACAUAAUCACAUGAAUAUUGAUGUGGAUACCGCUACUGAAUUAACACUGAAUUUUAUUUACAAUAUUUUUGAUUGUGAUAGAGAAAGAAAUGUAGAAGUUUUACCUUCAAAACUUACACUGGCGAUAUUAAGCCAGUGCUCAAUGAAGGAACUAAACCAUUUCAUUUUUACCCUGUGUUGCGAUCACAAUAAUUGCGUAACGCGCCUACGGCUACAAACGGUUUUAAGUAAAAUAUCCGCCAUCACUAAUUACUUAAAUGAAACCGUAAGUUUUGACCAACAUUUGGUCAAUUCAUCAAUUGGACAUUGCUUCAAUAAUUCGCCAGGAUUAGUUGGUAUUGACGAAAGCGCGUUUUGUUCGUGGCUUGAAAACGUUCCACAGAUAUUUUCCUGGCUGCCGAUUUUGCACCGCAUCAAAUUGUCCGAGUCGGUUGUACACAAAGCCAAGUGUUGUGUAUGCAAAGUGAAUCCGAUUAUUGGCAUGAAAUACAAAUGCGUGAAAUGCACCAAAUAUGUGCAAUGUCAGCGCUGUUUUCUCACAGGCGGAAUUAGCAACUCACACAAGUUGACGCACGUGAUGAAGGAGCAGUGUAAGGAGAAUUCGAAGCACUUCAGACUGUGCUUCACAAAUCGUGUGUUUAAACUGUUAAAGUGCAAGUACAGGGUAAGCGAUUCGUUACGCGAAGAUAUAACAGUACUGGACAAUAAACCAUUGGAUGGUGUGUACAAGGAAUUGUUAUUGGAAUCAAAUGACGACGAGGUACCUUGUAACAUUGUACCUUUGUCCAGUCCUUUGUCACAAUUGCAAGUUAUUAUAAGGCAGCUGGAAAUUCAAAAUAAACAAUUGCAUGCAGUUCUCACAUCAUCACACAAGAGUGAUGCUAAUAUAAAACAAUAUGUGGAACAGCACAGGCAGCAUGUGGCAAAUCAAGUGCAAAAAUUGAAAAUGUUACAAGAGCAAAUGAGCCACUCGAGGGAUGAAAAAUUAAAGAAUAUCGUGGAACCGAGUGCUCCUUUUGUGGAGUCUGUGAAUCAUUAUGUCACCAUGAAUCAGGUGCAAAGCACACCGAUGGUACGCAAUUCUAAAUCGAUCAGUAAUCUGCGAGGACUCAAUUUGUUCAGUCCUAUUCAUCAAGUAACAGAACCUCUGAGUGAAGAUUCAGCAAAUGGUACUGAAGAUGUCACAAAUCACGCAAUGAUGAAGAAGGACGAUUUGGAUUAUUCAACUACGUACACAAUGAAAGAUAUUAGUACAUGGCUUGGUGGACAUUCCAAUGGGGUGGCAUAUCAAAAUGAAUUGGAGAAGGAAUUUAAUAAAUCAACACCGGAGCAGACAGAUUUGGACGAUGCACUUGCUAAAUUACAACAAAUAUUAGCAAAUAAUUUUUCUUUGGAUGAAUCACUUGGCAGUAUGGAUAAUGGUCAAUUGAAAACAGCAGUCAAUGAAGUAGAAGGUGUUUUAUCAUCCAUUAUCGACACAGCUGAGUGUAAGCAAAGGGCGCCGAGCAGUUGUUACAGCAGCGCUCUCAGUGAUUGCAAAACGCAGAGUUUUAGUAAUUAUUUACUUUUAGAUACUGGCAAAUUAUAAGGUUGAAUAUUGGACAAAGUGCUUCUUUGUUUUUGAUGCAAUAUUAAAUCUUAGAUUAAAACAAACUAUUGAUAGGUUUAGACGGGAAAUAUAUUUUUUCUACUUCCA
This is a messenger RNA of Dalotia coriaria, 2104 nucleotides long. RefSeq names its product dystrophin-related protein 2-like. Gene Ontology annotation, cellular component: plasma membrane. The record is from RefSeq and is a predicted model, not a curated record. Gene Ontology annotation, biological process: synaptic signaling. Gene Ontology annotation, molecular function: protein binding; zinc ion binding. NCBI's taxonomy places the organism in Eukaryota, Metazoa, Arthropoda, Insecta, Coleoptera, Staphylinidae. The coding region runs from base 86 to 1996 and encodes 636 amino acids. The transcript has 8 exons.